CUCGCAACGCCGUAUUCCAACUGAUCGAGUUAUCUCACCACACCGGUAGUAUCUGGGCCGCGUUAUCGCCACAAAAGAACCAAAGCCUGGGACAAGUAAGAUGGGUCUGGUACAGUGGUUGAAGGGCCAGUUCUUGUGUCAUCUGGUCAUCUGCUAUGGGUUCUUUGUCAGCGGUCUCCUGAUCAACCUAUUACAGAUCUGCACUCUGCCCCUCUGGCCAAUCAACAAGCAGCUGGCCAGGAGGAUCAACUGUAAACUGGGAUACUCCCUCACCAGCCAAUCUGUGGCUCUCUUAGAGUGGUGGUCUGGCACUGAAGUCACGCUCUACACAGACCCAGAGAACUACCAACUCUACGGUAAAGAGAAUGCCAUCGUCGUCCUCAACCACAACUUUGAAAUAGACUUUCUGUGUGGCUGGACCUUCUGUGAACGAUUCGGGGUCCUUGGGGUAAGAGAACAGGGCGCUUUCUCGAUUAAUCGAUCUCAGAUUCCUUGCAUUCUCUCUCCAUGGAUCUUCUCAUCCAAUACUGUUGAGAAGGAGGCCUCCAAAUGUUUAGCCAAGAAAGAGUUGUCGUACCUGCCUGUGAUUGGCUGGAUGUGGUACUUCCUGGAGAUGGUGUUUAUUAAGAGGAAGUGGGAGGAAGAUAAGAGCAACUUUGUCCAGAGUCUUCAGAACCUACGGGAUUACCCUGAGAACUUCUGGUUCUUGCUCCACUGUGAGGGAACACGCUUCACAGAGGAGAAGCAUCGGGUCAGUAUGGAGGUGGCAGAGAAGAAAAGCCUGCCCAAACUCAAACACCACCUCCUGCCCAGGACCAAGGGUUUCUGGGUAGCCGUCCAGAACCUCAGGGGGACAGUUGCUGCUGUGUACUGUUGUACAUUAAAUUUCAGAAACAACGAAACGCCAACCUUGUGGGGGGUUCUCAAUGGGGAAAAGUAUCAUCCAGAUUUAUAUGUAAGGAGAAUCCCACUGGAGUCCAUACCAGAGGAUGAGGCUGAGUGUUCUGCCUGGCUUCAUAAACUCUACCAGGAAAAGGACAAGUUCCAGGAGGACUACAGCCAGACAGGGUGUUUCCCAGGCCCCAAAGUUACCCCACCACGCAGGCCCUGGGCCCUGAUCAACUGGCUGGGCUGGACCUGCCUUCUCCUAUACCCCCUCUGCCUCCUCCUGGUCCAGCUGGUCAACUCUGGGUCUAUUCUCACCAUCAUGGCCACAGUGGCUUUCUGCGCUGCAGUGUCAUUUGGUGUGCGCUGGAUGAUUGGACAGACAGAGAUUAAGAGAAGCUCCAGCUAUGGGGUCCCACUGAACAACAAAUGAGGGGAUGACCUUUUUAAAACUUCAAUUUACAAUUGCAAGAUUUCUUGCCAGCACCAGAGCGUCACUCACAUUACUAAUCUGAGAACUACAGCACAGUUCACCUCAAACAAAUGAGAAUUCAUCCCAAGAAAUACUUGGUAACUCGUCAGGGAAAGCUUUGAAGUCAAUUCAAGCAGGACGGUUGACUGGUGCUGAAGUCUUGAGGACACACCUGUCUGCUAAUGGCAGUCUCAUGUGGCCGUCUUCAUCUUGUCGAUACAUGGGAAUGUACUGAACCUAUACAAAGCACAGAUACGUUCAGGGCAUGCAUCCAGCAUCUUUGUUGUUCAAGAUGUAUGACUAAAAUUGGCACUGUUGUGACUUUGUUAAAUGCACUUUUAUUAGUUGUGAUUUGAUAUGAAUGGACUCAAUUGACAAUGUUUAUUUGCAAUAAAAUAAAGACCAAAGAACGAAAGCUGUAAAACGCACCAGAGACCACUUUAGCUUGAUGCAGUGUGUAUGUACAAUCCAUUCUAUAAAGAUCCUGUUAUCAUUA
Messenger RNA from Oncorhynchus kisutch (coho salmon), 1853 nucleotides. RefSeq names its product 1-acylglycerol-3-phosphate O-acyltransferase 4 (lysophosphatidic acid acyltransferase, delta) (gene agpat4). The transcript has 9 exons. Bases 101 to 1318 code for a protein of 405 amino acids. NCBI's taxonomy places the organism in Eukaryota, Metazoa, Chordata, Actinopteri, Salmoniformes, Salmonidae. Gene Ontology annotation, cellular component: endomembrane system; mitochondrial outer membrane. The record is from RefSeq and is a predicted model, not a curated record. Gene Ontology annotation, molecular function: 1-acylglycerol-3-phosphate O-acyltransferase activity.